GUCGUCGCAAUGACGACCAUCGCUGCCACCAUCUGGGGGUCGGAACGAUACCUCCCCACGUUUCACAAUGCCGGCACUUUGGUGUUCACAACUCUCUACCACAGUUUCACACCGAUCCGGAUUCUUGUGGAAAGCGAAAACAUCCCUCUUGGAAUGAGGAUUCCGCUUUUCUGCACGACCACCGGAGAGUUCUUCCUCCUUGUACUCGUCACGCGCGAAUGGAUACGGAUCCGGUGUCGUCACAAGAAUGAAGGAUCUGAGGGGGCCGAUGAAAAGGACUGGCUUCUUUGAAAGUUUACGGGAGGUGUUUACUCCAUUGUGUAACCCAGCCGGGCCAUUCGCGCAUGUACACCCGUUUCGGUUAGAUGUUGUUGCAAACACGGUCAUUUCGGGCAGGGAGAGAACAGAGAGUGUGUUAUCAGAGAUAAAAGAUAGUCACGCCUUCCUCCACGUCUUUGACAUACUAUGUCCAUGCAACUGAAGGGAUGAUGAGCAAGUUUCCGUGCCACAAGAGUGGACAGGGCGCAGUCCACGCUGCUGAAUGGUCCAGGAUCAGCUUCCCGUUGGCGUAUCAAAUAAUGCCUGCAUACCUCGUUGCAAGCGCA
Microdochium trichocladiopsis is the source of this 605-nucleotide messenger RNA. RefSeq lists its product as uncharacterized. The record is from RefSeq and is a predicted model, not a curated record. Bases 10 to 291 code for a protein of 93 amino acids. NCBI's taxonomy places the organism in Eukaryota, Fungi, Ascomycota, Sordariomycetes, Xylariales, Microdochiaceae. The transcript has a single exon.